This is a messenger RNA of Punctularia strigosozonata HHB-11173 SS5, 924 nucleotides long. RefSeq lists its product as uncharacterized. Lineage: Eukaryota; Fungi; Basidiomycota; Agaricomycetes; Corticiales; Punctulariaceae. Bases 1 to 924 code for a protein of 307 amino acids. Gene Ontology annotation, molecular function: protein kinase activity; ATP binding. The record is from RefSeq and is a predicted model, not a curated record. Gene Ontology annotation, biological process: protein phosphorylation. The transcript has 2 exons.
AUGCUCCCUUUCAAGGAACUCAACGCGGUGGCGCGUUUGAGCGUAGUUGGCCUCUUUAAGGACAAGCACCUCGUCACCGACCUUUCGAGAGUGGCCGUCCCUGUUGACUACUGUGAUGUUGAGGACGGCAAUUAUCCUGAACCUCAGGGUGCUCCCCCGCGUCCACCCUCUCUGCUACCACCCUCAGCUUCCUUGCAUAUGGAGCUAUCGCUCGGGGAACAACUUUCUCACGGGAGAUGCGGUACCGUAUAUCGAGCCAAGGUUUCACGAGUUUGUGAUCCAGACGGGACGAUGAUUUCGGAUGUCUUGCUCCCACCGUUGGUUGUCAAAGUCGCCGGUCGCCGAUAUUCAGAUUCCUUGAACCGCGAGACGUGGUUCUACGACGAGAUGGAAACAUUACAGGGCUCCGUCAUUCCCCGCUGCUUCGGUCUCUUCGAGGCUCCCAUCGACGACGGCUCCGUUAUCCUCCCCUGGAUUGCUCACGGUGUGGAUCGAGGCAGGUCAGAUAAACGACGGGGCAGUGUCGAUAUAUAUGGGACAAACCCGUCGGUUCCUUCUCCGCCGCGCGUCUCCAUACUUCUAUUGGAAGAACUCGGCGGUGAACAUCUUCCUUUGGGUGGAGAAUUAACCGAUGAUAUCAAGGAUCAGAUAUUGAGCAUGUUCGAUGAGAUAUCCCGAUUUCGUAUUACACAUGGGGAUGUCAGACACAGGAACAUCCUCAGCGCACCUAGGUCGCCUGGUGCUUAUCCGUCCCUUCCAUCACCUUACACUGGACGGACGUACGACUGGCGCAUCUUCGACUUCGACGGUUCCAGUAAAUGGAACGAUACCUUUAAGGCGGCGAAACAUUUCAACAGCUCGCCAGCUUCUGUGCUGUUGAGGGGAUUGCGGAGGAAUUACAUUAUCGAGCCAUGGCUUGAAUAG